AAUUAUAUGAUAUAAAGUCCUUAUCUUUAAACGGUCUUUAAUGUAGAACAACGUUUAAGCCGAACUGACGAUAGACUGGAAGGUUAUUUAAAAACAAAAUGAAGGGGAUUUUAUUUCUUAUAUUCACUUUCGUUUGUACACUGACUGCAGCUGAAGAAGAUAAGGAUGGUGUCAUGUUACAAAGACUUACCGCUACUGAAAAUCUUGUUCAAGAUCUUCUUCAUGAAGUGAAUGAUUUGAAAUCUCGAGAUAAGGUCCGACAGAACAAGGUUGCGUACUUAGAGAAACAGCUUCGUUUACAGCGACAGCACAGCUUCAACUUGGAUAAAAUGAUAAAGAAAUUAAAGUCAUGUAACAAAAAUGAAGAUUCAGAUCUAGCUAAAGUGUCCGAAGUUGAAACGUCCGUGAAAUCUACAGUUGAGAGGGAUCAAGGUGACUUUAAGAAUAGAAUACGUAGACAGAACGUUGAAAGUCCAAUUGCCUUCUUUGCUAAAAUGGAUGCUCAUCUGGAACAUGCUGGCAUACAUCAAACCGUAGUAUUUGACGUGGUCGUAACUAACAUUGGAAACGCAUACAACAAACAUGUCGGUGUCUUUGUUGCUCCCGUAGCCGGAACUUACGUAUUCUCGACAACUCUUGUUUCCCGCCAUUUUGCCAGUGCGCAUGCGCAAUUUGCUGUAAAUGGAACAGCUAUUACAAAUAUGUACGUAAGCGGAGGAAACUCUGGGAGUGGAGAUGAUACGACCAGUCAAACUAUUGUUCUUCAGCUACAGCAAGGUGAUGACGUAGCAAUUCAAAAUCUUGACUCCGACAAAGGUUUCUAUGGAGUCAGUCACAGCACAUUUUCUGGAUUUUUAUUGUACGAAGGUUUCUCUCCUUCAGCUAUAAUAGGAAAAUAAUUAUUAUUAUAAAGCACAAUAAAACUGAAGGAUUAAAAAACAUUGUCAUUAAUUCAAA
Messenger RNA from Ruditapes philippinarum (Manila clam), 957 nucleotides. Its product is annotated as cerebellin-2-like. NCBI's taxonomy places the organism in Eukaryota, Metazoa, Mollusca, Bivalvia, Venerida, Veneridae. Gene Ontology annotation, molecular function: protein binding. The record is from RefSeq and is a predicted model, not a curated record. Bases 99 to 899 code for a protein of 266 amino acids. The transcript is spliced from 3 exons.